CUUUCCCCGGAUGACUCCUGAUUGGUGGGAGUGGGAGCCACUCUGCUGCGCCCCCCAUGUUGCUCCGCCCCCAGGGAAGACUCAGGUUCCUCCUCCUAGCUCCCUCCCCUCGCUCCAGCUCUUCAGCUAAUCACCCCGCGGCGCGCGCCCUAAAGUUCUGGGCAAAGUACUGAGAACUGGUACCGGGAUCGCACGCCGGUCAGUGGCAGAGGACCAGGGACCCCCGCGCCAGGAGAGCCGGUGAGCAGCACGGGCUUCCGCCCACCAUCUGUCGGCGAGUGGUGCUCGGCGCCCCAGUCUCCUGCGGCUGGUGCUGGAACUGCCGUCGGCUGAGCCUUGCAGGGACGGGAGAAGCCGGGUUUGCCUCCUUCCCGGUCUGAAACCUCCACCGGGGAACCAAGCAGAGUCCCCAGCUGCGGAAAGCUCAGGGAUUUCCUCCGAGACACCCACCAUGGUCUUUAGACACACCAGGUAGGCGCUGACACCUGCCCGCGCGGCCUCCACCCUCUCUGCUUCACCGUCUUCUCAUGGCAUUUGGUCUGCGCUGAGCCCGAGUGACCAGCUCUUCAUAAUGAGUGACGAGAAGAACCUGGGUGUGUCCCAAAAAUUGGUUUCUCCUUCAAGAAGCACAAGUAGCUGUUCCUCCAAGCAAGGAAGCCGACAGGACAGCUGGGAAGUGGUGGAGGGACUGAGGGGGGAGAUGACGUACACCCAGGAGCCGCCCGUGCAGAAAGGAUUUCUGCUGAAAAAGAGGAAGUGGCCCUUGAAAGGCUGGCACAAGAGAUUCUUCUACCUGGACAAAGGAAUCUUGAAAUAUGCCAAGAGCCAAACUGAUAUUGAGCGAGAGAAGCUGCAUGGCUGCAUUGAUGUGGGCCUUUCAGUGAUGUCUGUGAAGAAGUCGUCCAAGUGUAUCGAUCUUGACACCGAGGAGCACAUCUAUCACCUGAAGGUGAAGUCCGACGAAGUUUUUGACGAGUGGGUAUCCAAGCUCCGCCACCACAGAAUGUACCGGCAGAAUGAGAUUGCCAUGUUUCCCCGGGACGUCAGUCACUUUUUCCCAGGGCCCACGGUCACAGAUUCUGCCCCAGGAGUGUUCGACUCCAUUUCCAGUAGGAAGCGUAGCAGUCUGUCGAAGCAGAACUCAUUUCAAACUGGAAGCAACUUGUCAUUUUCUUGUGGUGGUGACACACGAGUUCCAUUCUGGCUGCAGCCUUCCGAGGACAUGGAAAAAUGCUCCAGAGACCUGGCACACUGCCAUUCAUAUCUGCUGGAAAUGAGCCAGCUCUUACAGAGCAUGGACGUCCUGCAUAGAACAUACUCGGCGCCAGCCAUCAACGCCAUCCAGGGUGGAGCUUUUGAAAGUCCCAAAAAGGAAAAGCGAUCACACAGGCGGUGGCGGUCCAGGGCUAUUGGCAAAGAUGCUAAAGGAACGCUGCAGGUCCCCAAACCCUUUUCUGGCCCAGUGAGACUACACUCUUCCAAUCCUAAUUUGUCAACAUUGGACCUGGGCGAAGAGAAGUCUUACUCGGAUGGUUCUGAAGCCUCAUCCGAGUUCUCCAAGAUGCAGGAGGACCUGUGCCAUAUCGCCCACAAAGUUUACUUCGCUUUAAGGUCAGCAUUUAAUAGCAUAUCGGCGGAGAGAGAGAAGCUGAAGCAGCUGGAGCUGGACGCCUCCUCCUCGCCCUCUGCUCAGGUCGUCGGGCUGAAGCACGCGCUGUCAUCCGCCCUAGCACAAAACACAGACCUUAAAGAACGCUUACGCAGAAUCCAUGCGGAAAGUAUGCUCGACCCUCCUGCUGUUCCCAAGUCGGGGGACAACCUGGCAGAGGAAAUCUCCGGCGACGAAAGCCGAGCCCUGGUGCACCAGCUCUCCAACGAAAGCAGGCUGUCCAUCACCGACUCCCUUUCUGAGUUCUUUGAUGCCCAGGAAGUUCUGCUUUCUCCUAGCUCUUCAGAAAACGAGAUUUCUGAUGACGAUUCCUAUGCCAGUGACAUAAGUGACAAUCUGUCCUUGGACAACCUUAGUAAUGAUUUAGACAAUGAAAGACAGACCUUGGGUUCUGUUCUCGAAAGUGGAGGGGAAGCCAGGUCCAAAAGGCGGACCUGCCUGCCGGCGCAGGGCCCCAACACCAGUAGUGUCAGCUUGUGGAGCAUCCUGCGCAACAACAUCGGGAAGGAUCUGUCCAAGGUGGCCAUGCCAGUGGAGCUGAAUGAGCCACUGAAUACCCUGCAGCGGCUCUGCGAGGAGCUGGAGUACAGCGAGCUGCUGGACAAGGCUGCGCGCAUGCCCAGUGCCCUGGAGAGGAUGGUAUACGUGGCAGCCUUCGCCAUCUCUGCCUAUGCAUCCAGCUACUUCCGAGCAGGCAGCAAGCCAUUUAACCCGGUCCUUGGAGAAACGUAUGAAUGCAUCCGACGUGAUAAGGGCUUCCAGUUUUUUGCCGAGCAGGUCAGCCACCACCCACCGAUCUCCGCCUGCCACGCUGAGUCGGGAAACUUCGUUUUCUGGCAAGAUGUGAGAUGGAAAAACAAAUUCUGGGGGAAAUCCAUGGAAAUUGUCCCAAUUGGCACAACGCACGUGACACUGCCAGCUUUUGGGGAUCACUUUGAGUGGAACAAAGUGACCUCCUGCAUCCACAACAUCUUGAGCGGACAGCGGUGGAUCGAGCACUACGGUGAAAUUGUCAUCAAGAACCUGACCGAUGACUCCUGCCACUGCAAAGUGAACUUCAUAAAGGCAAAAUACUGGAGCACUAACGCCCAUGAGAUCGAAGGCACGGUGUUCGACCGCCAUGGGAAGCCUGUACACCGGCUGUUUGGGAAAUGGCAUGAGAGCAUCUACUGUGGUGGCGCCUCCUCCUCCACGUGUGUCUGGAGAGCAAAUCCCAUGCCGAAAGGCUAUGAGCAGUAUUACGGCUUCACGCAGUUUGCACUGGAGCUAAAUGAGAUGGAACCAUUAUCACGGUCUUUAUUACCACCCACCGACACUCGGUUCAGACCAGACCAAAGGCUUCUAGAAGAAGGGAACAUAGAGGAAGCUGAGGUCCAGAAGCAGAGGAUUGAACAGCUGCAGAGGGAGAGACGGCGGGUCCUGGAGGAAAACAACUUAGAGCAUCAGCCCCGCUUUUUCAGGAAAUCCAGCGACGACACGUGGGUGAGCAACGGGACCUACCUGGAGCUGAGGAAAGACCUUGGCUUUUCCAAACUGGACCAUCCCGUCUUGUGGUGAAAAAGUAAAGAAGAAAGAUAUGUUAAUGGACUUCCCCACAUUUGCUUCCGGAAGCAGCACACACCUGUGUCUGUAUGUUUAAAAGAUAGUGUCUAGAACGAUCCCUUGUUGCUUAGCUUAGCAAUAUGAGCACUGAAGUAUGUGUUUUCCUCAGUAAGUUUCUCUACAAUUUCAAGUAUUAUCAUGAUUGUUUAUAUGAAUGUAGAACACCUCGGUAUUUCCUUUUAUAUAUAAACUAUUUAAUAAAAAUGAAAGAUUGAA
Molecule: messenger RNA, 3487 nt
Organism: Microtus ochrogaster (prairie vole)
Lineage: Eukaryota; Metazoa; Chordata; Mammalia; Rodentia; Cricetidae
Gene: Osbpl3
Product: oxysterol binding protein like 3
Cellular component (GO): cytosol; plasma membrane; nuclear membrane
Molecular function (GO): cholesterol binding
Source: RefSeq, a predicted model, not a curated record